Molecule: messenger RNA, 3867 nt
Organism: Fusarium oxysporum Fo47
Lineage: Eukaryota; Fungi; Ascomycota; Sordariomycetes; Hypocreales; Nectriaceae
Exons: 4
Coding region: 1-3867 (1288 amino acids)
Source: RefSeq, a predicted model, not a curated record
AUGCAAUCUUCCAUCAAGUUGCGAAUUCUAGGAGGCAUGGAACUUGCACAUCUACACGAAGAGACGGGGACUGGGAAUGGGACUGGGACUGGGAUAGAGAGCCUAGGGAACCGACUUACUAUUCCUGAGCAAUGCGGAGGCCAUACGAUGUGGAACCCGUCGAAUGGCGCGAUGGAUAUUCACCUACAUCUUGGCUAUGUGCCACAACGCCUCAUUCUCCUCCUUGGAACUGAACUCCUAGAGAUGAGAACGUCCCUCUUUUACGCCCUCAACGGGGCCCUCGGGGUUGUAGCCCACGAGUCGCUUGCCCAUUUCAAGAUUGAAUCCGGUAAAGAAGAGCAUCGCUCUCUUGAAGGAUGUUCAAAGGAUGGCAAGCACAAGUGGGUUCCCGACCCUGCGACAUUUGUCUUCCCUGAGAACGACUACAAGCCUGGCAACUCCUGGGAUCUCUGUGUCGGCACAUCUCAUUGCGCCCCCCACGAGGCCUUGACUCAGGUUUCUUUCGAUUUCAAGGACAACGGCAUCGUCUUCAACUUCAAGCAUAUCGACCACUACAAGUACGAAGAUGUAGCCGUCUACAUCGAGCGUGGUCAGCCACCCACAGAGGACUCUUUCAAGUACAACAAGAAGAGCGACCACUGCAAGGCCAAGAACGACUACAAGGAGGCCAAGUGCUUGGUCCCCUUCUUCUCCCUCUCGGAUGGCGGCUCUUACGGCGACCUCUGUCCCCUCGAGGACAAUGGAGGCUGGAGACUUUACAUCAAGGUCAAGGCUACCAUUUCCCACGGGCACAAGAAGUACGAGCUCUACAGCCGCUCUCCUGAUAUUAACGAGAAGUAUUUCGUUCUCAGCUACACUUGCGCUGAGUGCAAGGAGUAUAAGCACAAGAAGAUCGAGUUGAUUGAGGAGAAGGAAGAAGAGGAAGAGGCCGAAGCCGAAGAAUCUGAAGAAGAAAAGAAGUACAAGAAGAACAAGGAAGAAGCAGAGGAAGAGGCCGAGGAAGAGAAGAAGAAGUACAAGAAGAAGAAGGAGGAGGAGGAGGAGGAGAAGGAGGAGGAGGAAGCUGAAGCUCAGGAAGAGGAAGAGAAGAAGUAUAAGAAGAAGGAGGAAGAGGAGGAAGCCAAGGCUGAGGAAGAGGAAGAGGAAGAGAAGAAGAAAUACAAGAAGAAGGAGGAAGAGGAGGAGGCUGAAGCCGAGGAGGAAGAAGAGAAGUACCACCCCGCUUCAUCCAAUCGAUUUGUCAGUACUAAUGCCGCUACAGGCACAAGGAACACCACCAUGAGCAUUACCACAAGCAUCACCAUAACCAUGGUCACAACCAUGCUCAUCGUCAUGGACACAGACACGGUCACCUCCACGGUCACCUCCACAAGGAGCAUCAUCAUCAUGAUCACCGCCAUAAGAAGCAUCAUCAUGACCCUCAUCACAAGGACCAUCAUCAUGAUCCCCAUCACAAGCAUCAUGCCCGUUCAUAUGAUCAUCAUGAUCAUCAUGACCACCAUAAGAACCACGACCCUGGACAUUACCAUCAUGAACACCACGAUGGCCACAAGCACCACGAUCAUCACGAUCCCGGACAUCAUCACGGUCACCACGGUCAUCAUGGUCAUCACGAUGCUUACGAUCACUACAAGCUCCAUCACUACUAUGAUCCUAGCAGCCACCGUGACUUCAAUGCUUUCUUGGACGAUUACUUCAAGCACUUCGGCUAUCACUACCACCGCGAUGAUCCCGGUCAUCACCAUGGUCUCCACUAUGAUCCUCACAAGCACCACCAUGGCGAACAUCACGAUGGAAAGUACCACCACUAUGAGCACCAUGAUGGAAAUCAUCACCACAAUGAGCAUCACGGCCAUCAUCACGCUGAGCACCACAACCAUCACCACGGUCACGACGAGGGUCACAAGCACCACCACGGCGAGCACCAUGAUGGGUACCACCACCACCAUGCUCGUGGCUUGCUUGAGGAUGACGGAGAGAAGCACCAUGGUCACGGACAUAAGCACCAUCACGGGCAUCAUCAUGGCCAUAACCACAGCCACGCUCAUGACCAUAUCCACAAGCACCGCCACAAGCACUUCGACGACCAUUACCACUAUAAGCAGCAUCACAUUUACUACGACUACAAGGAUGAUGGUCACCACGACGGACACCACCAUGGUUAUGAUCAUCAUGAUCAUCACAAGCACCAUUAUGGUCAUCAUCAUGGUCACCACGACCCUCACCACUAUGGUCACCACUAUGGUCAUCACGAUGGCCACCACGGUCACCACCACCAUGAUCCUCAUAAGCAUCACUACAGCCAUGAUUUCUGUCUACUACAAGGAAAAGUCCGAUCACUCUCGCACUCACAUUAAUACCUCCAAGAAGGAAAAGGCAUCUCAGAGUGAGCUUGAGGCCGAGAAGCACAAGAAGCUUUUGGAAGAGGUCAACAAGAAGCAGGAGCACAAGUACAAGCACAAGGAUGAUCCUGAGCACCAGUAUCACUCCGAAGAGGACAAGUACAAACAUGAGAAACAGCACGGGCACAAGUACAAGUAUGGACCUAAGUACGAGCAUGAGCAUGAGCACGAGCAUGAUAAGAGGUCUGCUUCCGUGCAUGGUGGUUACAAGAAGUCCGAGGAAGAGGUCAAAGAGAUCCUGAAGGGACAUUUCCAAGAGGCUCUUAACAAUUUCCACCGUCUUCACUUCGGAAAGAAGGCGCAUAAGCACUACGAGCACGAGAAGCCUGAGGAGAAACACCACUCUGGUCACCACGAGCACAAGGAUCAUGAACCUAAGAAGCACUACUCUAUCCACGAGCAUAAGGAACAUGAUCCAAAGGAAGAGCACAAGGAGCACCACUCAAAUGAAGAUGAGCAUGAGCAUGAGCCCAAGAAAUAUCAUCACGAUCAGCAUGAGGAACAUGAGGAUAAGCCUGAAGAGAAGCAUCACUACGACCAUCAUGAGCAUAAGGAGCAUGAACAUGAGCCUACCGAGUACGAAAAGUCCUCCCACUACUCCGCCAAGAAGGCGAUCUUGGAGGAUGAGAAGGAAAAGGCCAAGCACGAGGCUUUGGAGAAGCUUUGGGAUGCCCGCGUCACUCAUGAGCGCAAGUUCAGAGAGAAGCUUUUUGUCAUUGAUGCCGGACACUGGGGUGGUAAGGGCGCCCACAAGCGCUCUCUUGAGUCCAAGUCUAACAAAGCUACCGAGGCUACUGAGUUAGAAGCCAACAGUGCCAAGGUAGAGGAGUACAUUGAGGAGGCUGAGGACAACAUCUCCAACGCUAUCGAGGAGGUCAUCCGAAAGGCUGUUAAGAAGGCCGGUUCAGACCCUACCUCUGGAACUAUCCUCAAGUACGUCAGGAAGGUUGAGAAAGCCAUCAAGAGUAUCAUCGCAGAGAACAUCAAGAAGACCAUCACCUACAUCGUCACGAUUGAAGGUGUUGCAGAGCCUGAGGAGGAAGUCGUUAUUGAGUGCCUUGCUCGUGCUAUCAGCGAAAUCAUCAAGGCUGCCGACAAGAUCUUCGCCAAGACCCUUGAGGCUCUGGGUGAUAAUCCUUCAGAUGAGGAGGUCGAACACGCCAUCGAGAAGGUUCUGAAGCUUCUCGAGAAGAUCAUCGACAAGGAAGUCCGCAAGGCCCUCAUCGCCAUCUUCGAGUUGGAGGAGGAGACCGCUGAGACUACUGAGUCCACCGAGCAUGAGAAGUUGGAUAAUCGAAGCAAGGAUGGUAAGCACGAUAAGCGCUCUGAUCCUUAUGACGACACCACGGUCGAGAAGGCUGUUGAAAAGACCGUUGAGGAAUGGGCUGCUAAGUACGUCGAAGCAGAUGAGAAGGAGCAUAAGCCCCUGAAGCGCUCCGUGCGAUUCGCCCGACUCUACAACUGA